AUGUCGCACGCAGUCACGAUCCGCAGCACGCCCGUCGAGGCUUCUCUGCUCGAGUCCGCCGUGGCUCGUCCUGCCGCGUCUUCCCAGCGGCGUGUGCGGUUGAGCGGACUCAAGGCUUUCCGCGGAGGACAUCUGGGUCAAACCUUUGCCACGUCACCUCAAGGCUCAGCCGUCGAUCGGCUACAGUCCAAGCAGAGGAUCCAUGGCCGCUCCGCAGUGCGCGCCGCCGUCGCCGUUGAGGCUCCUGUUGCUCCUGUCGCAGACGAAUCAACGCUGGUAACCCGCUCAGACAUUCGUAACAUCGCCAUCAUUGCACACGUCGACCACGGCAAGACGACGCUCGUCGACGCCAUGCUCAGACAAGCCAAGGUGUUCCGCGACAACCAGCAGAUGCAGGAGCGCAUCAUGGACAGCAACGACCUGGAGCGCGAGCGAGGCAUCACGAUCCUGAGCAAGAACACGGCCAUCCGGUUCCGCGGCACCAAGAUCAACAUCAUCGACACGCCCGGCCACUCCGACUUCGGCGGCGAGGUGGAGCGCGUGCUCAAUAUGGUCGACGGCGUGCUGCUGCUGGUGGACUCGGUCGAAGGUCCCAUGCCGCAGACCCGCUUCGUGCUGAAGAAGGCGUUGGAGCUGGGGCACCGCGUGGUGGUGGUGGUGAACAAGGUGGACCGCCCAGCGGCGCGCGUGCAGCACGUCAUCAACGCCACCUUCGAGCUCUUCUGCGAGCUCGAGGCCACCGACGACCAGUGCGAUUUCGCUACUGUCUACGCGAGUGGGAUACAAGGGAAGGCUGGUAUGGAGCCCGAUGCGCUUUCUGACGAUCUCGAGCCGCUGUUUGAGACAAUAAUUAAGUCCGUUCCGGGGCCGAAAGUGCAGCAGGACACGGCGCUGCAGAUGCUGGUGACGAAUUUGGAUUACGACGAGCAUAAGGGGAGGAUUGCGAUCGGGCGGGUUCAUGCUGGGAGGAUCGCGCGUGGGCAGGUGGCGAAGAUUUGCACGCCCGAUGGUGCCUGCCGCGUGGCGAAGGUCGUGGAGCUGUUCGUGUAUGACAAUUUCGCCCGCGUCCCCGUUGAUGACGUGGAGGCUGGGGACAUCUGCGCGUUAUCUGGCCUGCCGGAUGUGCAGAUCGGCGAGACGAUCGCGGAUCGCGACGGCGACGCGCUGCCGACGAUCUCGGUGGAGGAACCGACGGUCAAGAUGAGCUUCUCCGUGAACGUGUCGCCGUUCGCGGGGCGCGAGGGGAAAUUUGUGACGUCGCGGAACCUGCGUGACCGGCUGAUGAGGGAGCUGGAGAGGAAUCUGGCGAUGAAGGUGGAGGACGGGGAGAGCGCGGACACAUUCCUGGUCAGCGGACGCGGCACCCUUCACAUCACCAUCCUCAUUGAAAACAUGAGGAGGGAGGGGUACGAGUUCAUGGUGGGGCCACCACGGGUCAUUAACAAGAUCGAAGACGGCAAGACGCUAGAGCCGUAUGAGGAAGCGGUGGUGGAGGUGCCAGAGGAGUAUGUGGGAGCUGUGGUCGACAUGCUGGGCACACGCAAGGGGCAAAUGCUCGACCUACAGGCCUCCAGUUCGGGCAGCACAAUCGUGAAGUAUCGUGUGCCGACCCGUGGCCUGCUGGGGCUGCGCAACGCCAUGCUGACUGCCACGCGUGGCACGGCUGUCAUCAACACCAUCUUUGACAGCUAUGGCCCGUGGGCAGGCGACAUGAGCACACGCGAGCAGGGCUCCCUGGUCUCGUUUGACAUGGGCCCAACCACGUCGUAUGCGCUCUUCAGCUGUCAGGAGAGGGGGCAGCUGCUGCUUGGGCCGGGAGUGGAGGUGUACAAGGGGAUGAUCAUCGGUCUCCACCAGAGGCCCGGAGACCUGGACCUCAACGCGUGCAAGAGGAAAGCUGCCACCAACGUGCGAUCCAACAAGGAUGCCACAGUGGUGUUGGCGGCGCCCCUUGAGUUCAGCUUGGAUGAUUGUGUGGAGUACAUUCAAGAGGAUGAGCUUGUGGAGGUUACACCCCUUUCAGUCCGCAUGCUCAAGAACCCCAGGAUGGGCAAGAAGGGAAAGAAGUGA
This is a messenger RNA of Closterium sp. Naga37s-1, 2070 nucleotides long. Lineage: Eukaryota; Viridiplantae; Streptophyta; Zygnematophyceae; Desmidiales; Closteriaceae. The record is from the annotation of a GenBank genome assembly.